Diachasma alloeum is the source of this 1137-nucleotide messenger RNA. RefSeq names its product homeobox protein unplugged (gene unpg). Gene Ontology annotation, molecular function: DNA-binding transcription factor activity, RNA polymerase II-specific; RNA polymerase II transcription regulatory region sequence-specific DNA binding. Bases 1 to 1137 code for a protein of 378 amino acids. The transcript is spliced from 3 exons. The record is from RefSeq and is a predicted model, not a curated record. Gene Ontology annotation, biological process: regulation of transcription by RNA polymerase II; regulation of nervous system development. Lineage: Eukaryota; Metazoa; Arthropoda; Insecta; Hymenoptera; Braconidae. Gene Ontology annotation, cellular component: nucleus.
AUGGAGUCACCUCCGAUGGAGGAGACCGAGUUGGAUGUGGGAUCGGCGAGUGAUGAGGUGGAGUCCAUGGAGAGUUCGGUGAAGCCGUCACCCAGACCGUUCACUAUUGAGAGCUUGAUUGGAAAUAGAGGGCAGGUUGUUGGGGGCGAGAGGAAGGAUAAUUGGUGCGAUAAGAAUGGGGAUGGGAAGGGGAGUGAGAGGGACAGGGAGAGGGAACUUUUGUAUCAGCAGCAUUGUUUCGCGACGGCCACCAGUGCAUUGCCGGGAUUCGCGAUGCCACUGAGCUUGUACAGCGCUUGGCUGCCAAUGCGAAUGUACGGUGGAGGUGUGCCGGGUGGACCGAUCCUGCCGCCUCAUCUGUCGGCGAGUUAUCCUGCCCAUCAGGGCCAUCAGGCCCAGUUGCCCCAUCAUCUCAAUCUGAGUCUCAAUCAUCUACAGGGGGCUGCGUAUCCGGGACACCGGGACGCCCAACCCAGCGGGCUCACUGAUAGCGAGGAUGAGGGGAGUCUCUCGCCCGUUCAAGAUCUCUCAAAAUCUCAACACGGUUCCGAGAGCGGUCGAAUAUCCCCAGAAUCGGACGACGAGGGAGUGGCCACCGAGCCAGGUCUCUCCCAGAACUCGUCAGUCUCGUCAGCCUCGGCGAACGCCAGCAAAGGCCGCCGAAGACGAACAGCCUUCACAUCGGAGCAACUCCUAGAACUGGAGCGAGAAUUUCACGCCAAAAAAUACCUGUCCCUGACAGAGCGUUCGCACAUAGCGCACGCGCUCAAACUCUCCGAGGUCCAGGUGAAGAUCUGGUUCCAGAACCGCCGGGCAAAGUGGAAGAGAGUGAAGGCAGGUCUGACGACCGGCGGAGCGGGUUCCGCUGGUCGACAUGCGGCUCACGGACAGCAGGCCAAUGCCGGCCCUCGCAUAGUCGUGCCAAUUCCUGUUCACGUGAGCAGACUAGCUGUCAGGUCGCAUCAUCAUCAUCUCGAAAAAUGUCCAACGGGUAAUUCUGGGAGGCCGAGUGAUUCGCUGUCCUCUGGACUAUCGGGAAGACUCUCAUCUUCAAUUGUUGGUGGGUCUCAUACUCUUGGAUCUGGGGGUGGACUGAGGGCGUUCACUGCACCUGCGACCAACUCCUCGAGGAGGUAG